AUGCCGGACGGGUAUCAUUCACUUCGCCAAACUUCGCAAUUGGGACGCGAGCUGUGUAUUCGUGCGAGAUGGGGUGAGUUUGCGCUUGUAAUGGAGUUCUUUGAAUGGAAAGGCAAACGGACGGCUAUUUUCAGCUACGAACUGAACGGUGAUGUUGAACGAAUUUGCGACGAGACGGCCCGAUGGAGCGGGACCAUUCCAAAGUGCCAAAAGAAAAAGUGCGACAGCCUUGAGAUCUUUCAUGGUGGUGGAAUCGUUCGACUACUUAAUGACACAGCUGAAUUCGGCAAUGAGAUCCAGUACGAAUGCCUUAGUGGUUGGAAAUUGAUGGGCGAGGAGAGGAGGCGAUGCCAACAUGACGGCACAUGGAGCGGUGAAACACCCUACUGUAAAGGUCCGGAAGCUCGCGAUUGA
This is a messenger RNA of Cooperia oncophora, 414 nucleotides long. The record is from the annotation of a GenBank genome assembly. Lineage: Eukaryota; Metazoa; Nematoda; Chromadorea; Rhabditida; Trichostrongylidae.